This is a messenger RNA of Xenia sp. Carnegie-2017, 1954 nucleotides long. Its product is annotated as transcription factor E2F6-like. Gene Ontology annotation, cellular component: RNA polymerase II transcription regulator complex. Gene Ontology annotation, biological process: regulation of transcription by RNA polymerase II. The transcript is spliced from 6 exons. NCBI's taxonomy places the organism in Eukaryota, Metazoa, Cnidaria, Anthozoa, Malacalcyonacea, Xeniidae. The record is from RefSeq and is a predicted model, not a curated record. Gene Ontology annotation, molecular function: DNA-binding transcription factor activity, RNA polymerase II-specific; protein dimerization activity; RNA polymerase II cis-regulatory region sequence-specific DNA binding. The coding region runs from base 326 to 1561 and encodes 411 amino acids.
CCAAGCGUGGGCAAUGCGUCACAUGACCACCUUUUGGCGCGAAAAUCAAAUUCCCGCGUAAUAUGUAUGUUGCAAUUUGUGGCAAACAAAAACAAUAUUAAUGCGAUAGCUACACCCUGUUCGGGAGAAGUUACUUCAAAACAUUGUUGAAUCCGUUGCAAUCCGGUGUUUUGCGUAAGUCAAAUGAAAUUAUUGAAAAGCAGGGUUUAAAUAUUUCUCGUAUAGAAAUGAAAGAGGUGGAUUUUAUAAACGGUUUUGCUUAAUAUUCGAGUCUGCCGAUAAUGUUGGGAUAGUGUACGUAACGUACAACACAAACUUACAAAAUAUGGCUUCACUUGGCAAAAAAAGUAUACCACUUGGAAAUCGAGGGAUUUUUCACAUAAGACAUGAACAAGAUGUCUUUGGCUCCCGAACUACUGGAUCAGUGGAACGAUAUACAAUAAAUGGGAAAUUAAAUGAAAGUACAUCUUCACUUAGUAGUCUAGAUCAUACACCAGAUGCAACAUUUUUUCCCAGAGAAUUACACAAAACUAUCUCCCUAACUUCUCAGGCGAAGCGUAAACUAAAUUGGGAAUCAAAAUGCGAGAUUAACGAUGAGACCUUCAAGCCACCAACAAUGAAAAGAAAAACGCGAAUUAAAGCUCGUGCUUGCUCUGAAAAAGUAAAGUCUCCUAUUGAAAAAGCUCGUUAUGAUACUUCACUUGGUCUCCUAACAAAGAAAUUUGUUGGUCUUAUCCGACACUCACCUACUGGGAUUUUAGACCUCAAUGAAGCAGCUGGGUUGCUGUCUGUACAAAAACGACGCAUUUAUGAUAUCACAAAUGUUCUUGAAGGCAUUGGUCUUAUAAAGAAAAAAUCCAAGAAUAAUGUUCAAUGGCGGGGCUCGAGAAGUGCAUUGCUUCAUGUGGAUAAUGAUGAUAAUGACAUUGCUCCAGUUGUAUCAUCAAAAAUAGUUGAUCUACACACUGAUGUAGCUGAUCUUGAGGCUAAAGAAAACAAAUUGGAUGAGUUAAUUGCAACAUGUCAACAAGAACUAUGUACAUUGACUCAACCAAUGAAUAAAUUUGCUUAUAUAACAUACAAAGAUGUACGUCAUAUUAGUGAAUUUCAACAUGAAACUUUGAUUGCAAUCCGUGCUCCUCCUAAGACACAACUUGAGGUUCCAGAUUCUUCAACUGAGACUAUUCAACUAUCAUUAAAAAGUAGUGAAGGUCCUAUUGAUGUGUACCUAUGUCCAGAAGAUUGUGAUCAAGUAUCUCCCGUUAAAUCAGAAAGUUUGUCAUGUGAAUCAUCAGCAAGUGAAGAUGAAACUCAGUUAGAUCAUCAAUAUUCUGAUGGUGAUAUGUUGCACAAAACUGGAAUACAUGAUGUGACUUUCCAGGAAACAUUAGAAUGUAGUCUUGAAAGGUUCCCAGAAAUGGAUGAGGAAAGACUUAUUGCAUUAUCGCCAUUUCGUAAUGAGACUGACUAUACUUAUAGUCUUACUGAAGAGGAAGGCCUCAUGGAUCUCUAUGAUAUUUAUGAUUUAAAACCGUCAUCACCUGUGGAAUUUUUGUCAUAAUUAUUUGACACCAAACCCAAAGAAAAUAUGUUGCUGAAAAAUCUGAAAUCUUUUCUCAUUCAUGAAUAAGAAAAAAUGAUAAUGACAAAUGUUGUAAAAAGUUAUGGGUUAAGGUAAGUCUUAAUCCAUGUACUGUUAGAAUAGGAAAAAAAUAAUCUUUAGUAACCAUGUAAUUAAUUAUAGUGUUGUAUAUUAAUUAGUUUCACGUUAUGUAGUUAAAAAAAUAUACCAAUUAUUUUUAAUGUAGUACAUUAGACUUCUCACUGUUAUAUAUAAUAUGUAUAGUUUUUGUAUUUAGAAGUCUUGAUAAGUUUCAAUAAUUAACGUACCAUGUUAUUUUAACUGUUUUAGACUUUAAGUUUUUUUUCAAUAAAAUGUUUUUGUUUCUGGAAA